Molecule: messenger RNA, 1434 nt
Organism: Danaus chrysippus (African queen)
Lineage: Eukaryota; Metazoa; Arthropoda; Insecta; Lepidoptera; Nymphalidae
Source: the annotation of a GenBank genome assembly
AUGAUGUCGAACAUAAAAGAAAGUAAAAGUGUUGAAACUCUCACUACUGAUAUAUCCACCACAAAUGGAAUCAGUGAAGAGGACAAGAAAUUAAAUGAAAUUUUAAAAAACAGACUUAGGAAAUACAUAAAAAAACUUGACGAAACUUAUGCCAGUAUUACUAAAGAGGAGAGUGAGAGAAUUGAAUUGGACACAUUUAAACAGCUAUAUAAACCUAAAACUGAGGGUGAUGCGGAGACAUACAAGAAAAUACCGAAGUUCCACUUCAAAUUACCCAAUUCCGAUGAUAUCCUAGCCCAGAAGCUCAGAGAAGAAACAAGAUCUCAGUUCUUACAAAAGAAAAGUAAAGAAUUGUUGGAUAAUAGUGAACUAAAACACCUGUGGAGUUUGUUAAAGAAAUCAAAUGGUAGCUACAGUAUGGCAAACAAUGAAGAACUUACAAUAGACUAUUUACAAUUCAGAAAGAUAAGAGAUGAAGCUGGACCCAAAUAUAGACCAUAUUUCACUGCUGAAGUGUUUGGUCGUCUUCAAGCUGCCGAGGGAGGUCUGGGUCGAGUGAAAGGGGUUUCAUUAUUCAAUUACGUGAUGAGACGUGUUUGGCUUCAACAGACAAGGAUAGGAUUGUCACUAUAUGAUGUAACGGGCCAGGGCUACCUCACUGAACAAGACCUGGAAGGCUAUAUAGCCGAAUUAGUUCCAUCGUUAGCCGCUCUCGAUGGUCUAGAUUCAUCAUUUACAUCAUUCUAUGUGUGUACAGCAGUCCGGAAAUUCCUUUUCUUCUUAGAUCCAUUGAGAGUGGGUCGAGUCAGAAUAAGAGAUGUGCUGUCAUGUUCAUUCUUAGAUGAUUUAUUGGAGUUACGUGAAGCAGAUCUUCCGAUGGAGAUCCAAGAGCAGAAUUGGUUCAGUGCAGCAUCAGCUCUGAGGGUUUAUGGACAGUACUUGAAUUUGGACAGAGAUCACAAUGGAAUGCUUAGUAUCAAUGAACUGGCUGGAUAUGGUUCUGGAACUUUAACAAGGGCUUUCCUCCAGCGAGUGUUCCAGCAAUGUCUUACAUAUGAAGGAGAAAUGGACUACAAGACCUAUUUAGAUCUAGUUUUAGCGCUAGAAAAUAGACGUCAGCCUGCCGCAUUGGCUUACCUGUUCAGAGUAUUGGAUAUUAAUUCUCAAGGUUACCUGGAUGCUUUCACACUUAACUAUUUCUUUAAAGCUAUCCAAGAACAGAUGGUGGCUCAUGGGGCUGAACCGGUCAAUUUUGAUGAUGUUAAAGAUGAGAUAUUCGACAUGAUACGUCCUGAACAUCCAUACAGGAUAACUCUUCAAGACCUGGUGAGGAGCGGGCACGGACAUACAGCUGUAUCUAUACUUCUGGAACUUCACGGCUUCUGGGCUUACGAGAAUAGAGAGGCUUUAGCCGCGGCUGGCGAUCACGCUUGA